Ogataea philodendri is the source of this 486-nucleotide messenger RNA. RefSeq lists its product as uncharacterized. NCBI's taxonomy places the organism in Eukaryota, Fungi, Ascomycota, Pichiomycetes, Pichiales, Pichiaceae. The transcript has a single exon. Bases 1 to 486 code for a protein of 161 amino acids. The record is from RefSeq and is a predicted model, not a curated record.
AUGCUUGCCGCUUUUGGUCGGCGUGGUGGACGCUCAGGGACGAAAUUCAAAUCUUCUGAUUUGGUCCUAUUUUUGAUUGGAGACACUGGUAGCUGUUCGGACUGGCUUCUAUAUGGGGACCGGAGUCCUGAUCUUUCGGACCAUUCCGUCGACGAGGACUUCAUCAUAGGACUCGAGAUUGUGUUGAAUAUUGUGGAGGCCCUUUUGGAGCCCGGUUGGCUCGACAUUGGACUUGUUCUUGAUUUCUUGGACGCAGACAGUCUGCGCAGCGGCUCAAUCAGUUUUUCACCCAGGUCCUUGGGCACCAGUUUCUCUUCUUCGAUGUCGUCCUCGAAAUCAAUGAAGCACUCUGAGCUUUCGUUGAGUUUUGGCGUGGCAAAGCUGCUCACAGGCUGUCCGGUGGACGGUGUGCGGUGGUGUCCAGUUUUUGGAGUGGCUGGAACGGUUGCAGGGCCCUGGAACGUGGAUUUUGGCUUUGGAGUUUGA